AUGAAUGUGUUACUUCAUAUUGAUACUACAAGGUGUGACCAUAGUAAUAAUGAUAAAGGUCAAUGUUUUGGCAGAUUUUUUAAUAUCGAUUUUGUUACCACAUUAAAAAAUAAAAGUGGUGGUAUGUCAUAUACUGAUUAUGACGCCAAUAAUAACAAUGAUAAUGAUGAUAUACAAAGCUUAGAAAUUGAAUUCCUCUCUUCAAUGUUUGAUGGUACUCCAAAUUCCGCCAUCUUUAACUAUGAUAAGCUAUCAAGGCAUGGGUCGUUCACAUUUCAUCCACACUUCAUCAAACCUAUUGAAAUGUAUGGACCGACAACAAGAAUCAAGCUAAGAAAUACCUCAACUGUGGAGCCUUCAACAUCAUCAUCAUCAUCAGAAGGUCAUAAAACAUGCUGUUGUUACCUUCUGCAUUAUUUACCUGCUCUUGUUAUGACAUUCAACCUCCCGCUGAAUUAUCCUGGAGAUAUUCCAGGUAUUUCUAUUCCUGAAUUCGCUUUAUCCUCAAUCUGGUUGCCAAUAUCUAUCCUUAAUGAAUUGAAAGAGAGACUAGUUGAAAUAGCCAAUCAAAAUCUUGGUGAAAUGACCUUGUUGUCGUGUAUAGAAUUCCUGCAAAAUGAAUCUUUUAACUAUUUAAUUAAACAAUUUGGUGAAAGUUGUUGUCGUCAGCAAAAGCAAAGGCAAACCUUCAAUCUUUUCAAUUUUUAUAAUGAAUACUCCUGCAAAGAUGAUAUAUCUCUAUCACUACAAGAUUAUUGUGACCUCCUGCUAUCGAAUAAUGAAGAUCGUCUUGAUAUUGAUUAUGAUGAAGCAUUUAUUGAAUGUCCUGUAUGCUUUGAAAUUAAAAAAGGCAGUGAAUUUAUUCGUUUUAUGAAAUGUAAGUGUUCAAUUUGCAGGGAUUGUACACUAGAGUGUUUUAAAAUAUCAAUAAGAGAGUCAUUGUUUAAUGGUACCUUGUCUUGUUUAAAGUGCAGUGAAGAAGUUAGUCAUUCAGAGGUUCGUUAUAUUCUACCUGAAGAUUUACACGAUAGAUAUGAAAAUUUAAUCUUGAAACGCGGCUUAGACUUUAUGCCAGAUGUAGUUGCUUGUCCCCGUCAACAGUGUGAAUAUCCAGUGAUCUUAGAUUCAGACAGUCUUGGACGAUGUCCUCGUUGUGAAUUAAGCUUUUGUCCUAUGUGUUUAAAAACUUACCAUGGUGUAGAACCUUGUAAAAAUAAAUUGAAGAGUACUCAUAAUGCAUUUAUGUCCGCUGCAGAUCGCGAAGCUAAACUACGCCAAAUCAAAGAAGAAGAAGAAUCCGAGAAAUUAAUUACAGACAACUAUAAGAAAUGUCCAGGCUGUUGGACACCUUGUGAAAAGGUAACCGGUUGCAAUAAAAUGACCUGUUCAUAUUGUCAUUUAUUUUUCUGUUGGAUAUGCCUCGAAAUUAUAUACGAUCGUCAAAAUCCAUAUACGCAUUUCUCAAAAGGCGACUGUCAAGGUCAAUUGUGGAGAGAAGAUACAAUUAUUGAAUUCGCAGAAUGAGAGAGAAUACUGAUGAAGAAGCGCCUAGAGAUCUUUUUUACUUAUGUAUUUAUUUUUUUUUGACGUUUUUCAUAUUUUGUAAAGAAAUACAAUAUAAUAUUUAUCUUUUUAUAUAAUAAUGGAGAUUAUAUUCAUAUUGUAACGAGUGCUACUGAUAAGGUUUAUCAGUAGUAUAUAAAGAGACGUUCAUCAGCGUAAAAACAACAUCAAAUAGCAGAGAGGUACAUUCGAUUUCAGAGAAAGUAAAUGAUACAGCGCUGUGGAGAUACAUGGGAGACGUGAAAAGAACACAAAGAAACACAACGCGAAGAUUUGUGCAAAUGGUGCGUUGAAGAUAAAGUGGUGUACAUAAUUUGGCUAUAUAGAGAGAUACCGAUUUCCAAAUAAACAUUCCUUUACCA
This is a messenger RNA of Trichobilharzia szidati, 1925 nucleotides long. The record is from the annotation of a GenBank genome assembly. NCBI's taxonomy places the organism in Eukaryota, Metazoa, Platyhelminthes, Trematoda, Strigeidida, Schistosomatidae.